Molecule: messenger RNA, 2235 nt
Organism: Tuber melanosporum (Perigord truffle)
Lineage: Eukaryota; Fungi; Ascomycota; Pezizomycetes; Pezizales; Tuberaceae
Exons: 9
Coding region: 49-1884 (611 amino acids)
Biological process (GO): Golgi to plasma membrane transport
Cellular component (GO): exomer complex
Molecular function (GO): protein binding
Source: RefSeq, a predicted model, not a curated record
CUCCCAUCUGGUUGAAUUGAAUCUUGGUGAAUCGAGCUUCCAGGAGCUAUGGUUGCCCCAGCCGUUCCAGAGAUUGUCGAGUCGGAAAUACAUGAAUCGGUGAACACUCGUACUGAAUCGCUUCCCAUUCUGCGUGAAUUGGGACCCCCGGAUUUAGUUCAUCUAACAAAAUCUCAACCCAAGGUUGGCUUGAAAGAGAUUGGUACCUAUCAUCAUGUUACUGGAGUGGAUGCUUCUUCUUCAGCCUCCUUAGCAGCUUACAUCAAUACCCUCACCUAUCUAAUCGGUGAGAACCAAAUUUGGUUUGGCAAACCGCAAUCAUGGCGUAUAACGACGGGCAUAUAUUGCUGUUAUAAUGCUUUCUCCCGAGUAGACAUGCGGGUUGAGGUUAAAAUCCCUGGAUCCGUUGAGGCAUAUGCGGUGGAUGAACGUGGCGAAAAACGGAUGGCAUCGGAAUUACUCUGGCUUGAAACCUAUCUAUGUGGAGUGCUGCGAGCGUUUAACUAUGCUGAUGACCAACAAAAUCGGAUUGUUGGCUGUAGGAGAUUUAACCCAAUUACCAAUACCGAGGCGGAGCAUAAGUUUUUAGAUGCUGCAGAACGGCUGUUCUCCCGAGGCUGGCAAUUGGGUUCUGAUCCUGAGAUCCAGGUCCCAAACAUGGUCUCAAAUUACUUAACUUCUGGACUCCUCACGUACAUUCACACUACUGGUCGAUUUGCGUCAGGGGUGAAUCUUUUUGAAAAACUUCGCUCAAAGGAACCUGAGGUUGCUUCUCUUCUAGCACGUGUUUUGAUUGACGCGGAUGAGGAGGUCAAGGCUGUGUCUCUGUUAUGCGAGACCAUCAAGCUAUUGCCGUUGGAUAGCGGCCUUCUUGAUGUUCAAGCGGCCUUCUGCAUGAGCAAAGGGCGAUAUGAUCUCGCUUUGGAAUGCGCCAAGAAGGCUGUUAACAGUGCCCCAAGCGAAUUCACCACUUGGGAACGGCUCGCUCAGGUAUACCUGAAGCUCGAGCAAUAUGAACUGGCUCUCCUCACCCUUAAUUCUUGUCCAAUGUUCACCUAUCAAGAUCGUGACCACCCAAAAAUGCCACAGCCAACCAAAAUGCAUCUUCCUGUCCUCGCUGAGUCGGUCCUGGAUGAGAUGUCUGACGAGAGUCACGACCCUAAACAUGACAAGCUGGAUGCAGCUUUGCUGAAGCUUCCAGCUGCCAGCUUGAGGGGCACAUUUGCCAAGGCAUAUAAACUCCUUACGGAAAUUACUAGCCAGAUUGGAUGGGACAUGCUCUUGAAAUAUAGAAGCAAUGUUUUUGUUAUGGAAGAGGAAUAUCGGUUUGAGAAGAGUGCAAGAAGAAUAUCUACACAGAAGUAUUCUCAUAUUCAGAAUAAACGCCUUUGUGAGCGAUGGCUGGACAACCUCUUCAUGGUUCUUUAUGAGGAUCUACGAGUCUACACCAUAUGGCGGUCAGACCUCGUUCGCCAUGGGCAACAGAAACGUCCCUAUCGUAAAUCUGCUACUGAGCUCGAAAUACUUGGGGAGCUAGCUCAGCGUCUCCAUCAUCAUGCUGAAGCAGAGGAGGCCUUUCAGUCACGCCUUCAAAUCCGCUUCUCUGCAAGAGCGCUCCGUGGCGUUUUACAAACACAGGAGAAAAACAAAGACAACAGAGGUGCUUUAAAUAGCAUUAUUCGAUUAACUGCUUGGCAAUAUAGAUGGUAUUCGGAGUUCUCGCCUGCGAUCCUGUACUCGAUACGAAAAUUGAUUGCUGAAGACGGGGCAGUCAAGGUUCGCAGCAUUGUCCAAGCCACUAACUUCCCGCAGAGUGUUCUUGACUUGACCCAUAAUUACGCUCAGCUCUGUGCCGCCUUCCGCAGUAGCGGUAGCGAUGGCUAGAAUGAUCAAUCGUCCCGCGUUUCACUCUUCUGCUAGACAGAGAGACCUCCCGAUCGACGAAAUGUUUUUGUUUCUUACUUUUGCCCAUGAAGGAGACGCAUUUGUUGCAGGGAGCGCUCUUUUUAUUUUUUUUCUGAGAGUCUGUUCUUUUUAAUUGCACAUUGGUAUUCUAUUCAAAUCGCAGGAAGACAGAAAUAAAAUUUUAUUGGCUAUCUUUCUAUCGAUCACUCAGAGAGGACAUGCUGUAGAUUCUUUUUGCCUCGGGGUUUUUGUUGGUACCUUAAUGAACACGAUGGUAUUUUUUGAAUGAGUUUCCAAUUAAAAUUUAAUAAUAAAAAAUACAAGUUCUGU